This is a messenger RNA of Symbiodinium sp. CCMP2456, 606 nucleotides long. NCBI's taxonomy places the organism in Eukaryota, Dinophyceae, Suessiales, Symbiodiniaceae. The record is from the annotation of a GenBank genome assembly.
AUGGAGGUGGCAUUGUUGUACUUCGCCCUGCUAACACCGGCGCAGGCAGAAAUGCAGAUGCCCUUCCCGGGUCUCGACAUGUCAGAGUUUUGCCGCAAGACACCGCUGCCAUUUCUCUGUCCGGAAGAGUUCGCAAAACAACACCCACCACCACCGAGCUGCAAAGAAGCCCCAGAUCGCUGUUGCUUGCAGUCAAGUUGCAUCAUGAUGGGUCCCUACUUCCUACCUGGAAUUGGAGAGUGUCGGCCAGACCGUGGCAAGACAACGUGCGCAGACCUGUCGACGCCGUUUGGCGGCACAGGGGUCUGCCAGUGCGUCGAGGGCGUAUGUGCAAGCAAUGGCGUUUGCAUGGGUGGAGGUAGCUUUCUUGGAAUGCGUCUUCCAUUCUCAACGCUAUACCAGGAUGGUGAGCAUGUGGUACCUCCGGAGGACCAUUCGGCGUUGUGGAUGACACUAGGGGCUGCCUCAUUGCUGCUUGUAUGCGCCGUACUGCGGCCCACGGCCGCGCCGGCGAUCAGCGACAGCGGCACCGAGGCACUCGAGGAGCGUGCCGGCCUUCUGGGAAGUGUACACGGAACUCAGCCUUUUGAAGAUGACACUUUCUGA